This is a messenger RNA of Metarhizium acridum CQMa 102, 510 nucleotides long. NCBI's taxonomy places the organism in Eukaryota, Fungi, Ascomycota, Sordariomycetes, Hypocreales, Clavicipitaceae. The record is from RefSeq and is a predicted model, not a curated record.
AUGACGUCGAUUCUCAGCUUUCUUUGCGUCCUGAGCAGCAUCUUCUUGGUCGUCAGUGCAGACUUCGUCGUCGUGGAGCACUUGGACCAGCCGCCUUAUGGAUGGACAAAGCUGGGAGCUGCCAACUCCAGUCAACUCAUCCGGCUCUCCAUCGCAUUAGAGUCUCAGGGCCGCGAUGUGUUUGAGAGAACACUGCAAGAGGUCUCAGAUCCCACGCACGCACGGUAUGGGCAGUAUCUGUCUCGUGACGAAGCAGUUGCUUUAGUACGGCCCCGGUCGCGCUCGGUUGCCGCUGUGCGCAAGUGGCUAUUGUCGGAAAACGUCACUCAAGAUCAGGUUCAGGAGCGCGGGCUGUUUGUGGACGCCGUCAUGACCAUUGGCACUGCUGAAAAUCUCCUGUCCACCACGUACGGCGUGUUCCAACACGACAAGCAAAGGGCCAUCGGAGCACUGGCAUUAAUAGAGGUGCAAGCAGAUAUUUCAGUCAGCGAUCCGCUGGCGGAGCCUUGA